AUGGCCCCAGGCUCGGUGAUCCGAUACCAGUGGUACCAAGCUCUCCCAGAACUGAAGGAAGCCGAUUACUGGCCUCAUAGAUCUUCUGUGUACCCAUGGCAGUCCGACGCCCCAUGGGACCCCGAGAUUUUGAAUUACGCCGUAUCGUUGCCUGCCAGUGUCUACCAGAGGGAGCGCGGCACGUCGCCGCAAGCCGAAGGCUACCGGCAGAAGCUGAGCCAGUGCUGCGGCUUCCUGCGCAACACCUUGAAGGACUUCAUCGAGUUUCCCAGCGUGGGCUCCUUCAUCCUGGUCACCGUCGUCGUCAACGUCGUCAUGCUGGUGUCCCAGACAUACGUGAGCGUGAUCGUCCGCGGAGGCUGGUUCCUGUCUGUGAUGGACUCGAUCUUCAUGGCCAUCUACAUCUUCGAGUACAGCGUCAAGGUCUUUGUCUGGAGGAAGAACUUCUUCAAGAACUUCUGGAACGACUUGGGUGAGACGCCUGCGGGGAAGAGUGGGGUAACGGUGCCUCACUUGUCGAAGGGUCUGGUGGGACGUUGUUGCGGGGGUGAGAAACGCUCGGGAGGUCGAAUCGCCCCUGUGGGAAGGGCACAGGGCGGGGCUUCGAGAGACCUGGCCAUCGUGUGCCUCACCCUGCUGGUGCUGCUGGUCUCCCUCCUGCAGCCGGCUGGAAGCAGCCGGAACAUUCGCGAGUUCACUGUCUUCCGCAUUCUCCGCAUCUUCAAACUGGCACAGGCCAUGCGCGUCUUCCAAAUCUUCAAACACAACAGGUUCCUGAUGAACAUCCAGACCAUUUUCCUGACCUGCCUCCGCUCGCUGUGGUCGAUGGGGACGGUCAUCCUGCUCAUGUUCAGUCUGACCGUCGUGUUCGCCAUCAUGUUCCGGGACCUGUUUGCUGAGGCUGACCCCUCUCGGUUCGGGGACAUGUACUCUACGAUCUACACCCUCUUCCAGCUUCUCACCCUCGAUGACUGGACCCUGGUCUACACGGCCAGCAAGGAGGCAGGUUACUGGCAUAUAAGUAUCUUCCUUGUCUUCUACAUCUUCGUCGAGCACUUUAUCUUUUUCACGCUUUUCAUCGCUAUCCUGGUCGACAACUUCCAACUGAUCAUCAACCAGCAGAACGAAGCCAAGAAGCAGAAGGAGUCGCAGAACGAGAGGGGCAGCCUGUCCGAUGAAUUCACGGACGCCGCGAACAAAGAGGGCGAGGUGAACAGAGUGAGAGAAGAUAAAGAGAUGUUCCUGAUGAGGGUCAUCGAUGAACACUAUAACAAACAGACACACAGGGAGAAGAUGCUGAUACUCUACUGUUUCCAGCUGCUGGGGGCCAUCGAGCACCAGCUGUACCUGUUCGAGAUGAAGAACACCAUGCUGAAUGAGACCCUCGAGUGCUUCUUCGAGGUACAGCCCAGCUCCCUCAGGGCGGCAGAGGGCAGCCUCGGGCAGGGCACCUCAAAGAGGGCUCGGUUCCAGACCAUGAGACCCAGGGAGCGCGAGGUGGAGACCUUGUUCGAAGGGGUUCGAGUCACCAGCCCCACCCCACCCAUCCACUCCUUCAGCAGGAACAGUAAAUAAAUAAUCUUUCGUUGCGUUGUGGCUCUGUGCAAUUCUGACCAUUCCCGCUCUCCCGAUUCUGCACGCGCGCUGCGUUCUGUGCUCAGACCCAGCGAGACGGCUUCGGGGAAGUUAUAUCCGAGAGGAAUGCAGCCCCAGUGCCACCUCCACCACCCCCCCCCCACCCGAUUCCAGCCAGCAACUGGAAAAGCAAAGAUGUAACGCUGAGGCUUUGUGAGGCAUUGGUCAGGAGGUGCUUGCGAGUAUUGCCAGCAGACUUUGGGCCCCUUGUCAAAAGAAAAGAUGUGCUGGCAUUAGAGAGGGACCAGAGGGUGUUCACGGGAAUAAUCCUGGGAACAAAAGGUUUAAUGUACGAGGAGCAUUUGAUGGCUCUGGGCCUGUACUUGCUGGAAUUUAGAAGAAUGGUGGGGGGAGGGAAUCUCUUUGAAACCAAUCAAAUAGAGUGGAUGUGGAGAGGAUGUUUCCUGUAGUAGGGGGAGUCUAGGACCAGAGGACACAGAUAGAGUGGAUGUGGAGAGGAUGUUUCCUAUAGUGGGGGAGUCUAGGACCAGAGGACACAGAUAGAGUGGAUGUGGAGAGGAUGUUUCCUAUAGUGGGGGAGUCUAGGACCAGAGGACACAGAUGGAGUGGAUGUGGAGAGGAUGUUUCCUAUAGUGGGGGAGUCUAGGACCAGAGGACACAGAUAGAGUGGAUGUGGAGAGGAUGUUUCCUAUAGUGGGGGAGUCUAGGACCAGAGGACACAGAUAGAGUGGAUGUGGAGAGGAUGUUCCCUAUAGUGGGGGAGUCUAGGACCAGAGGACACAGAUGGAGUGGAUGUGGAGAGGAUGUUUCCUAUAGUGGGGGAGUCUAGGACCAGAGGACACAGAUAGAGUGGAUGUGGAGAGGAUGUUUCCUAUAGUGGGGGAGUCUAGGACCAGAGGACACAGAUAGAGUGGAUGUGGAGAGGAUGUUUCCUGUGGUGGGGGAGUCUAGGACCAGAGGACACAGAUAGAGUGAAUGUGGAGAGGAUGUUUCCUAUAGUGGGGGAGUCUAGGACCAGAGGACACAGAUAGAGUGGAUGUGGAGAGGAUGUUUCCUAUAGUGGGGGAGUCUAGGACCAGAGGACACAGAUAGAGUGGAUGUGGCGAGGAUGUUUCCUGUGGUGGGGGAGUCUAGGACCAGAGGACACAGAUAGAGUGAAUGUGGAGAGGAUGUUUCCUAUAGUGGGGGAGUCUAGGACCAGAGGAUACAGAUAGAGUGGAUGUGGAGAGGAUGUUUCCUGUGAUGGGGGAGUCUAGGACCAGAGGACACAGAUAGAGUGGAUGUGGAGAGGAUGUUUCCUAUAGUGGGGGAGUCUAGGACCAGAGGACACAGAUAGAGUGAAUGUGGAGAGGAUGUUUCCUAUAGUGGGGGAGUCUAGGAUCAGAGGACACAGAUAGAGUGGAUGUGGAGAGGAUGUUUCCUGUGGUGGGGGAGUCUAGGACCAGAGGGUGCUGCCUAGGAAUAGAGGGGCAUCCUUCUAGAUGAUGAGGGAUUUCUUUAGCCACGAGGUGGUGAAUCUGUGGAAUUCAUUGCUACAGACGCCCAGGAAGGCCAAGUUAUUGGGUGUAUUUGAAGCUGAGGUUGUUAGGUUUUUGAUUAGUCAGGGCUCCAAAGUGCCAGCGUCCACUCGAUGGAAACGUCCUGGGAUGGGAGGGCUGUGGGUAAAUGAAUCGGACAUACACUUUGAUCAAAGGACGAUAUUAAAAUGCAGAAGAUGCUGAGGGGGCAGGGUGGGGUGAGGUGUUUGCCCUCGGUGGGGGAGCCUUCAGCAAGGUGAUGGGGCCACAGGAUCGUUGGGGGGGGCGGGGAGUGGUUCUUGUAAAACAGAGGAGGAGAAUGGCUUUGCCUUCUGGAGUCAGCAUGGGCCCACUGCAUUGAAUCCAAAAUGGUGAAAAUUCUCCUCGGGGGGGGGGGGCGGAGGGUCAGCGAAUCUCUGGAAUUCUCGCCCACCACGACGCCCCACACUCCGGAGAACCAUAUAACAAUUACAGCACGGAAACAGGCCAUCUCGGCCCUUCUAGUCCGUGCUGAAUGCUUAUCCUCACCUAGUCCCACCGACCCAUAUAACAAUUACAGCACGGAAACAGGCCAUCUCGGCCCGUGCUGAAUGCUUACCCUCACCUAGUCCCACCGACCCAUAUAACAAUUACAGCACGGAAACAGGCCAUCUCGGCCCGUGCUGAAUGCUUACCCUCACCUAGUCCCACCGACCUGCACUCGGCCCAUAACCCUUCAUUCCUUUCCUGUCCAUAUACCUAUCCAAUUUUACUUUAAAUGACAAUACCGAACCUGCCUCUCUACCACUUCUACUGGAAGCUCGUUCCACACAGCCACCACUCUCCGAGUAAAGAAAUUCCCCCUCGUGUUACCCUUAAACUUCUGCCCCCUAACUCUCAACUCAUGGCCUCUUGUUUGAAUCUCCCCCACUCUCGAUGGAAAUUCCGCCACAGGCCUGAAACUGGCUGCAAGAGGAGGUUUGGGAAUGGGGCGAGCAACCCGCCCCAUCCCGUUAAAAACCUAGAAAUGUCAACAGAAGCUCCAAAGCCCUCGUUCCUGGGAAAGGAAGGGGAAGCUGGCCAACACCUAGGGAACAACCAGAGGGCUCUGGUGAGCUGCUGCCAGGGGCCUAAGCCCCAGCAGGAGUGAUGGACUUAAAUAAGAAUAAGCUCCUGCCCUCAACAGAGUCAAGGGGGCUUUUAAAGAGGGAAAUUUUUUGAACGACCGGGGUAUUGAGGGCGAUGGGGGACUGGCACAGAAGAGAGGGCGCAGAACAGAUGGGAUCAUGUUGAAUGGCGGGAGAGGCUUGAAAGGCCAAAUGCCUGCUCCUGCCCCAUUGGGGCCUUUCGUCAUUUUGAAGAUCUACCCCUCCCCACCCCAAACCACUGAAAGGAGUGGAU
Hypanus sabinus (Atlantic stingray) is the source of this 4493-nucleotide messenger RNA. Its product is annotated as cation channel sperm-associated protein 1-like. Gene Ontology annotation, molecular function: voltage-gated calcium channel activity; calcium-activated cation channel activity. Bases 1 to 1575 code for a protein of 524 amino acids. Gene Ontology annotation, biological process: transmembrane transport; spermatogenesis; flagellated sperm motility. The transcript is spliced from 13 exons. Lineage: Eukaryota; Metazoa; Chordata; Chondrichthyes; Myliobatiformes; Dasyatidae. Gene Ontology annotation, cellular component: membrane; CatSper complex. The record is from RefSeq and is a predicted model, not a curated record.